AUGUUAGACCACACAAUACCCAACUACGUGUUUAUACGCACCGUCAUCCUCGCCCUGCAAGCUGUGACGCCGAUCUGCAUCUUCAUCGUAUCCUUCAGUAUUGCUGAACCUCCGCAUACCCCAUUCCGCCGCUUCCUGCUUGUCUGGGCGCUCAUCGAGACGCUCUUCUGGGUUGGCGUCUUCAUUCCCCGCAAGCGCGCACUCCAAACCGCAGCCAAACACCCACCCGCGCUCAGCAAGGAAGAGAGGAAGGAGCUGUUCUGGAAAUGCUGGGAUAGGGUGCCGCACCCCGAGUACUUUGUUAGCCGCUGGUUCCUUGGUGCGAGACCGAGCGAUGUUCGACGGGACAAUGUGCGCGAGUUCUACGAAUGGGCGCUGAUGAACCGGGGCGAAGAGACAGAGGAGGACAAGUCGCAGAGGAUGCAGGAACAUCCAGACGAGUGCAGAGAAGAGGAAGAAGAGCUUGACAGCUAUGUGGACGGCAUUGAGACGUUGCUCGGCAGGAAACUGGAGCCUGGCAAGGGCAGCGCGAAGUGCAUGCGAUUGACGGUGGAUUCUGUCAACAUGUCACAUCGGCCGGUUAUAUGGUACAUGAUUGUCAUGCUGGUGGACACGUUCACCGCAGCACAUCUGCGAUACACAGGCUUCACGUUGUACCGCACGCAUCUACGCUCCGCACUCUCCAUCUUCCCGCCUCGACCUGCGAGCCUAUUCACCCGCCAUAUCUCGUCCGCGCCAGAUCUCAGCUACUGGUACCGCCCGCAUACGUCACGAAAACGUCUCCCGAUCCUCUUCAUCCACGGCAUCGGCAUCGGCCUAUACCCAUACGCGAGAUUCUUCGACGAGAUAAACAAGUACGACCCACAAGGCACAGAGGAUGGAGACAUCGGCAUCAUCGCUGUCGAGCUCAUGCCCAUCAGCUUCCGCAUUACAGGGCCUAUCCUGGACCACGACGAGAUAUGCCGGCAGAUCAAUAUCAUCCUGACGCGCCACGGAUUCGACAAGGUUGUGCUGGCAUCGCAUUCCUACGGGUCUGUUGUGUCGACACAUCUCCUCCAGGAUCCAACAACCGCACCUAAGAUUGGUCCGAUGCUAUUCGUCGAUCCCGUCACGUUCUUGCUGCACCUCCCCGACGUCGCAUACAACUUCACCGCACGUCAACCACGGGCCACGAACGAACAUCAACUCUACUACUUUGCUUCGUGCGAUAUGAUGGUCGCUCAUACCCUGGCGCGCCACUUCUUCUGGGCCCACAAUCUGCUGUGGAAAGAGGAUCUGCGGGGCCGUGAUGUUACCAUCAGUCUUGGCGGCAGAGAUCUAAUUGUCGACACGGAGACUGUUGGGAAAUACAUCAGUGGCGUUGAUCUCAAGAGCGAAGACAGGAAGUGGAAGGAGCAUGAGUGGCAUGGCUCAGGUGUAGAGACUGUUUGGUGGCCAACUGUCGAUCAUGCGCAGGUGUUUGAAAGGAAAGACGGGAGGGCAAAACUAGCUAGGGUACUCCGCGAGUAUUGCAAGAAAGUGGGAGAGGAUGUUGAGGAUGGUGUAUAG
Parastagonospora nodorum SN15 is the source of this 1548-nucleotide messenger RNA. RefSeq lists its product as hypothetical. The transcript has a single exon. The record is from RefSeq and is a predicted model, not a curated record. The coding region runs from base 1 to 1548 and encodes 515 amino acids. NCBI's taxonomy places the organism in Eukaryota, Fungi, Ascomycota, Dothideomycetes, Pleosporales, Phaeosphaeriaceae.